This is a messenger RNA of Numida meleagris (helmeted guineafowl), 4558 nucleotides long. RefSeq names its product inositol hexakisphosphate kinase 1 (gene IP6K1). Gene Ontology annotation, cellular component: nucleus; cytoplasm. NCBI's taxonomy places the organism in Eukaryota, Metazoa, Chordata, Aves, Galliformes, Numididae. Bases 2684 to 3988 code for a protein of 434 amino acids. Gene Ontology annotation, molecular function: inositol hexakisphosphate kinase activity. The record is from RefSeq and is a predicted model, not a curated record. The transcript has 7 exons. Gene Ontology annotation, biological process: phosphatidylinositol phosphate biosynthetic process; inositol phosphate biosynthetic process.
AGCGGCGUGCGGGGCGAGCUGCGGGCCCGGGGCUCCUCCCGCCGGGCCGGCGCUGCCCCGGUGUGCUCGGGGCUCUGCAGGCCGCGAGCGUGAGCAGCCGCCGUGCCCGGGUGUGCUUGCCCCCGUGUGUGAGCGUGGCUGGGGUGGGCUCGGUUUUGAAUACGAGCUGCUGCCGGGCUCGGUGCCCCUCCAUCUUAGAGCUCUGAAUCAGCAAAGCCCCCAUUUUUCUUUCCAGCAAGGUGCUUCAGUAUGUGCUGCUUUUGUCAUUUCAGCCCAUCCUGCUGUGUUUCUGCUUUCCUCCCCUCAGAUCCGUCUGUCUCAGCUCGAUAUUUCGAGCUUUCACAGCUGAAUCCCAGGACUGACCUUUGCUAACGGAGCGCUGUAUAAUGCCAUAGUGGUGUGGGCUUGGGUCUUUGGCUGAUCCGUGUUAAGUUGGCUGGUAGCUUGUCUAACAAAGAACCGUACUGUAAUGUCUUGUACAAAGUCUUUAUCUGUGGAACCGAUGUGUCUGACCUGGUGACUGAUCUGCGUGCUUACAGUCAGGGCUUCAAAGUGGAAAAAUACUGUAUUCUGGAUGUACAUUGCUGGGCUAAGGCACUGGACGAGCUACCUUUUUCCUGAAAACCAGACAGAAGCUUGCAAGUGUUUUAGAAUUAGAUGCAUCAUUUAUUUGGUGUCAUCACCGUUAACCUAAAUAGGUCUGCUGUGAGACAUCUUAAUCCUAUAUAACAGUUCCUUGUCGCUAAGGUUGAGAAGUGUUUCCCCGUGUCUGGGUUAGCUUAGCACUGUCCUAAGGUAAGUGCUCUAUUUUAGAGCUGGAAGCAGUGAUGCACUUUGAAAAGAUUAAGUGUGAACUCAUUAUGUACCAAGAUAACACUGGGCUGAUGUAUCAACUACAUGAAACUCUUGUUUUCCGUCUUUUUAAUUCUCCUGUUGCUGAGCUUUCAUCCAAUAGUGUUAGGAAGUGUUUUGUUCUUAUCCCAACUUUUUUUAGCACAACUGUUUCCAGAUGUUUGAAUGAACAGCCUGUUCCAUUCUGGUUAGAGCCGUCAGGCUGAUUUAACCUGAUGUUUUCAUUGCCCCUGCUUCCUGUCUAAUAAGGACUUCAGGGGGAACAUGGGAAGUGAGCUUUGGCUCCCUGAGGCAGAACUCAAUGAAUAUGGUGUCAUAACUGCAGGAAUGUCUGAAGACCACAAGAGUGGGAAAGGUAGGGUCCUCUUCUGAGCACUGCAUGUGUUUUCCCUUGGGUAAUUGAUACUCUGGUUAUCCAGCAAGUCUGUCAUGGCAGUUUUGUGUGUUUUUGACGUUGAAAAAGAGCAAAUGAGCAUGAAUUACUGGUGAGAUAAGAGAGGUUUCUAGGAUCCGCUUCUAGUCACUGGGAAUUUCAUUGUGCCACCUUCUCCAGUUGCUUUGAGCUCAUAUAAUUAAAGUCUGUAGCCAACAGGAAGGUCAGGCCCUCUCCCUGCUGACAGCUGAGUGUUUGUGCCUUACCAGUUUGAUUGGGGAGCUGAAGCUGAGGACACUCACCUUGACCAUACUUCUUUCCUCCUGCUUUUGUGAGUAGUGGCAUCCUCUGCUUCAUCAUAAGGAUGACAGUAUUGGGCACAUCCUUAUUUUCAAAAUAUUCUGGAAGGCAACAUCAAAAAUGUGCUAUGGGGGAUCCCCCCUCUAAUGACAGAUUGUACAAGACAACAGAAUUGCAAGUUAUUCUGUUUCCACUGGCAGUGUUGAGAAGUCAAGGUUAAAUUAGCAAGCGCUCAGGUCAAAAAAUGCCCAGGCUGAAGUUGUACCUGCAGCCUUAACCGGUUAAUUAGCCUCCUUGACAAGCAUUACAAUUUGUUCUUAAUCGUGCAGUUACAUGCUAUUCUUGUCCGUGCUAAGCUUCCUAGUGUUUUCUUUUCUCGUUCCCUCACCCACAUAUGGCACUUAUUAAAUUUAUCAGCCUCUGAAAACGUGACCUUGUGAAGCCUGAUGAGCAGGAGGUGGCGAGCCCUGCCCAGGCUGGGAGCUGGUUGUUGACCAUCUGCUUACAGGACACAGCCUCUUGCUUAAAUAGAUCACCAGAUGCUUGUGUAGAUUUUGAUGGCGUUUUAGAUGUCAGUUGUUAGUUCAUUUCUCUGUUUCUCAAGGUUGCUGUGGAACUGGUGAGUGGGUUAUGAGGUGGAGCAUGCAGUCUUGUGGAUUGUGUUUGAGUAAGAAGCAUAGGUGUUCAGUCUGAAGUUGAAUAUCUACAGCCUUUACUCUUGAGCAGGUAUAUUUCUUGCAUCUGUGGCUGAAGCCGUAGAAUAUCUGAUGAAGACUUUGUUUGGGCCAUUACUCAGGCACUGUGUUGUAACCCAGGCAUUUCACUCAUUCCUAUCAGAUUCCCCCAGUCCAUCCACCAUCAGUUGGCUUUAGCAUGGCUGAGAUGUGCGGCACAGUUAAGUGCUGAUGCUGGGCUGCAGAGUCCUGGAAGGCUGCAGGCUGACUUGCUUCUGGCAUCCCAUGCCCUCUUGGUUGUAAGAGGUUGGCUCCGUAUUCCGGUGACUGUUCAACGGAGAGAGUUUGGGUAACAUCUCUAAGGUCAUCGUAAGGACGCGGAUAGCCAGGAUUUCCCUCGGGUCUGCCUGAGCACUGCUGAGCUGCACCUCCCAGCCUUUGUGGCUCUCCCCAUGCUCCAGGAGUUGAACUGGUGCCCAACGCAAUGUGUGUUUGUCAAACCAUGGAAGUGGGCAAGUAUGGCAAGAAUGCCACUAAAUCUGGAGACCGGGGGGUCCUGCUGGAGCCUUUCAUUCACCAGGUGGGCGGCCACAGCAGCAUGAUGCGCUAUGACGACCACACCGUCUGCAAGCCGCUCAUCACCAGGGAACAGCGCUUCUACGAAUCCCUGCCCCCAGAAAUGAAGGAGUUCACACCUGAGUACAAAGGUGUGGUGUCUGUCUGUUUUGAGGGAGACAGCGAUGGCUACAUUAAUCUGGUAGCAUAUCCCUACAUGGAGAAUGAAGCUUUGGAGCAGGAUGACAUGCCAGAGAGGGACCAGCCACGGCGCAAGCACUCGCGUCGGAGUCUUCACAGGUCAAGCAGCGGUGCUGAGCACAAGGAGGAAAAACCUGGCCUGGCCAGUGACAGCACUGAAAGCAGCAUCCAGGAGGCAAAGAGUUCCAGGAUGGACUUGCACAUCCACUCAGAUGUUCCAUUUCAGAUGUUGGAUGGGAACAGUGGCCUGAGCUCUGAAAAGAUCAGCCAUAACCCCUGGAGCCUGCGCUGUCACAAGCAGCAGCUGAGCCGCAUGCGGUCGGAGUCCAAGGAGCGAAAACUCUACAAGUUCCUUUUGCUGGAGAAUGUGGUGCAUCAUUUCAAGUUUCCCUGUGUGCUUGAUCUGAAGAUGGGGACCAGACAGCACGGAGAUGAUGCCUCUGAGGAGAAGGCUGCUCGGCAGAUGAAGAAGUGUGAACAGAGCACUUCUGCCACCUUGGGUGUGCGAGUGUGUGGGAUGCAGGUCUAUCAACUGAACACAGGGCAUUACUUAUGCAGGAAUAAAUACUAUGGACGUGGUCUUUCCAUCGAGGGCUUCCGCAACGCCCUCUACCAGUAUCUCCACAACGGCAUAGAGCUGCGCAAGGACCUCUUUGAGCCUGUCCUCGCCAAACUCCGAAGCUUGAAGGCAGUUUUGGAGAGGCAGGCCUCCUACCGCUUCUACUCCAGCUCCCUUCUCAUCAUUUACGAUGGGAAGGACAGCAGGGCAGAGAUGUUUGUGGAUUGCCAGCCCGAGACGCGCCUGAAGCAGAUGGACGGCUCCGUUCCGGAGAGCCUGCAGGACGGCGGCGGCGUGGAGCCCAGCUCCCCCCCCCAGCCCAUGGUGGAUGUGCGUAUGAUUGACUUUGCACACAGCACGUUCAAAGGCUUCCGCGAUGACCCCACUGUGCAUGACGGACCUGACAGAGGUUAUGUGUUUGGGCUGGAGAGCCUCAUCAACAUCAUGGAACAGCUGCGUGAGGGAAACCAGUAGCCCUGGCCUAGGGCCGCUUAUUCUUGUCCUGGUGCCCGGAGCAGCCACGACCAUCUACUAUCAUGGGAAACAGCAGCCACUUCAGUUUUAAAACAAUUGUAUUGCUCCACUGUUUUUAAAUGUACUUGGAUAGAAGAGCUGAAGGGAGAGAGGGUGGAAGUGUUCCUCAAGCUGACCACAACAGCUCUGCCUCCCGGAGGAGGGGGCUCUACAGCUGCCUGCUGGGGCUCCUGGUACUGCGCUCCUCGCACGUGUAUUCUGGAGGGGGGACCUGGCCCUAGGGAAGGGAAAGCAGGAGAGUGCAGGGCUCUAGGGCUGGAGCUGCGGCUUGUGGAGCCUCCUGUGUCAGCAGCCCCCUGAAGGCCUUUGGCUCGCAAUUCUCCCAGGGCACUGGAGCAGCAGCCAGCAGCCUCUGUGGGGUGGGCAGGCUGCGGGCUCGCUGGCUGGCAUUGCUAGCUCUGCCCUCUGUUUUGCCGACGAGGCUUUGCUUUUGAUGCUGCCUUUUCCUUCUGUUUGGGCACUGUGAAUAAGCGACCCAAACGGGGAAAUAAAAUGACCAAAUGCAACCCA